Molecule: messenger RNA, 498 nt
Organism: Cydia amplana
Lineage: Eukaryota; Metazoa; Arthropoda; Insecta; Lepidoptera; Tortricidae
Product: chorion class CB protein M5H4-like
Exons: 2
Coding region: 91-498 (135 amino acids)
Biological process (GO): chorion-containing eggshell formation; multicellular organism development
Cellular component (GO): egg chorion
Molecular function (GO): structural constituent of egg chorion
Source: RefSeq, a predicted model, not a curated record
GCUUAUAAGCAAGGUAUAAAAGUUGAUGCUGGUGUACUGAAUAUUUAUAGUUAUUUCCUGACAAGAAAAGGACGAACUACUAAAACAAAAAUGGUUUCCAAGGUUGUUGUCAUCUGCACUUUCGCCUUUAUGAUUCAGGCUAUCAGCGGCCAGAACUGCUACAGAGCUCUUGGUUCAUCUAGUGACUGCAAGUCCAUCGUCAUUUCCAACAGCGGUGGUGACCUGCUCAUCACCGCUCUCGGCCCCAUCUCGCCGUCCGGCAUCGCCGUCGCCACCGAGCUGGGCCUGGCGGGAGACUUGGAGCUCUCCGGCGAGCUGCCGUACCUGACCGCGGUGGAGUUCCAAGGCCACUUCGACACCAGCGGCUCGACGGGGGUCUCGUACGGCUGCGGAGACUGCGUCGCCAUCACCCAGGAGCUCGGCAACCCGAGCGGCGUCAACGCCAACAUCAACUCAGGCAACAAAAUCGUCAGCGUCUGCGGUUGUGGCAGAAAGUGA